AUGGCGUCAUGGACUUCAUCCCAGUUCCUGUAUGAAGAAACCAAGCCAGCUGGUAUUGAGUUCUUGGAACGUUUCAAGCGAUCAGGAAGACUCUCCUUCAAGCAGUACCAAGCCCUUGUCUUCAUCUUGACCUUUGUCGCCUACAUCGCCUUCCACGCUGCUCGCAAACCCAACAGCAUCGUCAAAGGAACGCUUUCCGCGUCAACAGUCAAAGGAGGUUGGUCUCCCUUUGAUGGACCCGAUGGACCAGCUUUGCUCGGACAGAUCGACUUGGCUUUCCUCUCCGUCUACGCGGUGGGAAUGUUCGUCGCUGGUCAUUUGGGAGAUCGUUUGGAUCUCAGGACGUUCCUGACCAUCGGUAUGAUCGGGACAGGCUUCUUCACAGCUCUCUUUGGUGUUGCCUUCUGGGCGGAGUUCCACAGCUUCUACUAUUUCUUGGCCGUUCAGGUUAUGGCUGGGUGGUUUCAGUCCAUCGGUUGGCCUUGUGUCGUCGCCGUGCUCGGAAACUGGUUCGACAAGAAGAGGAGAGGGAUGAUUAUGGGUGUUUGGAGUGCUCACACUUCGCUCGGUAACAUCGCAGGGUCUCUCCUCGCGUCAGGUCUGCUUAAAUACGGUUGGGGCUGGUCAUUUCUUGGUCCUGCUCUGCUCAUUACCUUCCUCGGAAUCGUUGUUUACUUUUUCUUGCCGGUGAAUCCUCCGACCGUUGGAGCCGAGAGAGAUGGGACUGAAGUUGACUCUACAAUGAGACUCGGUGACACCAUUACAGACAGCUUACUGGGAUCUAGAAUGAGUACUGGUUUCGAUAGAAAAGCAAUCGGUUUCAUGGCCGCUUGGAAGAUCCCCGGCGUUGCUCCGUUCGCAUUCUGUCUCUUCUUCACCAAAUUGGUCUCUUACACUUUCCUCUACUGGCUUCCUUUCUACGUCAGCCACAACAUGAUUGGAGGAGAGUACUUAUCUGAAGAAACAUCAGGAAACUUGUCGACGCUCUUUGAUGUCGGAGGCGUGGUCGGAGGAGUCUUAGCCGGAUACAUCUCCGAUCAGCUCGACGGUAGAGCUAUCACAGCUGCAGGAUUCAUCUACUUGGCGAUCCCGGCUCUGUUUCUCUACAGAGUCUACGGACAUAUCUCAAUGACCAUCAAUGUCAUCCUCAUGUUCACAUCAGGAGUCUUCGUGAACGGACCUUUUGCUCUCAUCACAACAGCUGUCUCAGCUGAUUUAGGGACGCACAAGUCUCUCAAAGGCAAUGCAAGGGCCUUGGCUACGGUUACAGCUAUUAUAGACGGCACAGGAUCCAUCGGAGCUGCGAUUGGACCGGUGCUUACCGGUUACAUCUCAGCGAUUAGCUGGGAUGCUGUGUUUUACAUGUUGAUGACUGCUGCUUUCAUCUCCGGUUUGUUGCUCACUAAGCUUAUUAUAGCGGAAGUCAAGGCUUUGGUGUCUGGAUCGUCUGAGGAAGAUGGAGUCGUUGCUUCAUCAUCAUCAGCUGAACACAGAGCUCCCAUUGAUGUUCUCCUAUGA
Messenger RNA from Microthlaspi erraticum, 1518 nucleotides. The record is from the annotation of a GenBank genome assembly. NCBI's taxonomy places the organism in Eukaryota, Viridiplantae, Streptophyta, Magnoliopsida, Brassicales, Brassicaceae.